AUGCCGAAUCGAUACAUGCAUAUUACAACGGUUCUUCACAGUUGGAGCUAUCACAUCGUAUUAGCAUUGGUAUUUAUUUCCAUAUGGGUGACGAUGAAUGUCUUAUGCUUCGGUGUAACUAUAUUGCUGAAGAAGCAAUAUCAAAUACUGAAGAAUUCUCUUGGAAGGAGACAUCGUGGAACGGAUUGCAGAGAACCGUUGGAUUUGAAAGGAUUUGUCCAAGACCAUGUUAAAUUAAUCAGGAUGACUCACAUGCUUCGGGACAUACUUGGCCCGAUAGUGGGAGCCCAGAUGAUGCAGACCAUAUUCAUCACAGCAUGUGCCACAUACGUAAUUGCUAAACCAACAGCAAAAUCGGAAUACGAAGUAAAUUUCUUGGCUUAUUCUACUAUGUCUCUGCUGGAACUAUUAGCUCUUUGUUGGCAGAGCCAUGUAGCAAAUCAAGCGAACGAAAAUCUCGGUAUUGGUAUAUGCCAUUUUUCACUGACUGAGCCUCUUGGUAAAAACAAUAGAGAUUGGUUUCUACCUCUUAUGAUGUCACAGAAAACAAUCAAAUAUAAAGCAUUAGGAUUGGUUGAAAUAAAUAUGGAGACUUUCCUUGCGGUGCUUCGGGCUUCUUAUUCCUAUUACACUCUUAUACAAGCUAAAGCAUAG
Nezara viridula (southern green stink bug) is the source of this 654-nucleotide messenger RNA. Lineage: Eukaryota; Metazoa; Arthropoda; Insecta; Hemiptera; Pentatomidae. The record is from the annotation of a GenBank genome assembly.